UUCUCUACUCCGCUAACAGGACACUGAGCUCCUGAGGGUGCUGAUCGCAAGCCCACGAGGCGACCGCUCACUCUCGCAGCACGGCUGCCGCCCCCUAACAGAGCCAGAAGAAAGAAGAGUGGUUCCUCAAAGAGCCCCCUUUGCUUUAUGACAGCUUUGCACACGCUUUGCAUUCUCUCAAUCCCAACCUGUCAUAUUAUACAUCAGUCCUUUACUGCACGUCAUUCACUUACCUGUCACCUGAGUGUAUGAGGGAGGCUGAGCAGGACCCGGAGCCUCAUCACGGUGCCUCCACCUCACUCACAAGAACAUUCAGCUGCUGACUGGAGAGGAGGGGGAGUAUAUAGAGGAACACAGGGUUCUGUACAAGGACGUGAUGAUGGAGAAUCACCAGCCCCUCACAUCACUGGAUGGACCCAGUAACAGAGAUACCCCAGAGAGAUUUCCCCGUCCUCUGUAUUCCCAGGACUGUACAGAGGAGAAUCACAGGACCCCACAGGAGCAUCAGGUUCAGUGUGAAGAUAUGAUGGUUCCUAAGGUAGAAGAUAUAGACGUAAAAGAAGAGAAAUAUAUGAAUAUAGUGUAUAUGUCGGAUAAUGAGGCAGAAGAUCUAGAUGAAGAAGAAAAGACGUAUGUGUCAAAUAAGUCAGAAGAUACAGAGGGAGAAAAAGAGACGUAUGUGACUGACAUGAAGGCAGAAGAUACAGAGGAAGAAGAAGAGACGUAUGUGACUGAUAUGAAGGCAGAAGAUAUAGAGGGAGAAGAAGAGACGUAUGUGACUGACAUGAAGGCAGAAGAUACAGAGGAAGAAGAAGAGACAUAUGUGACUGAUGUGAAGGCAGAAGAUACAGAGGAAGAAGAAGAGAUGUAUGUGACUGAUAUGAAGACAGAAGAUACAGAGGGAGAAGAGGAGACGUAUGUGACCGAUAUGAAGGCAGAAGAUACAGAGGGAGAAGAAGAGACAUAUGUGACUGAUGUGAAGGCAGAAGAUACAGAGGAAGAAGAAGAGACGUAUGUGACUGAUAUAAAGGCAGAAGAUACAGAGGGAGAAGAGGAGACGUAUGUGACCGAUAUGAAGGCAGAAGAUACAGAGGGAGAAGAGACACAUGUAACUGAUAUAAAGGCAGAAGAUAGAGAAGUAAAAGAAGAGACAUAUGUGAAUAUAGUGUAUAUGUCAGAUAGUGAGGCAGAAGAUGCAGAGGGAGAAGAAAAGAUCUAUGUGAGGGGUGAUCAGCAGUGUAAGGAGGAGGAAAGCACUACAUAUAUCAGCAUAGAUGGAUGCAGCUACAGGAAUAGCUCAGAAGGACAUCUCAUUUUGACUCGAGGAAAAAACACCCUUCUCCGAAAUAUACAUCCAGUAAUUAAGAAUUCCACUAUAUCAUCUGAUGCAUAUAAUAAUAAUGAUGACACAAUUUGUCCUGAUACCUCUGGUAUUGCUGCACGUAGUACAGCUCACACAGGUGCUAAAAUGCAUUCAUGCUUUGAGUGUGGGAAAUGUUUUACAAAGAAAGAUCUUGUUAGACAUCAGAGAAGUCACACAGGUGAGAAGCCAUUUCCAUGUUCCGAGUGUGGGAAAUGUUUCACACAGAAAUCACAUCUUUUUAGACAUCAGAAAACUCACACAGGUGAGAAACCGUUUGCAUGCCCUGAAUGUGGGAAAUGUUUUACAGAGAAAUCAUCUCUUCUUAUUCAUCAGGAAAGUCACGUAACUGGUUUAAUAUAUACAUGCCCUGAGUGUGGCCAAGGUUUUACACAGAAACCUGAGCUUGUUAAACAUCAGAGACGUCACAUAGGUGAGAAGCUAUUUCCAUGCUCUGAGUGUGAGAAAUGGUUUACACAAGAACAACACCUUAUUUCCCAUCAGAGGAGUCACACAGGUGAGAAACCAUUCACAUGCUCUGAAUGUGGGAAAUGUUUUAUAUACGAAUCACUUCUUGUUACACAUCAGAGAUGUCACACUGGUGAGAAACCAUUUUCAUGUUCUGAGUGUGGAAAAUGUUUUACACGGACAUCGCAUCUUAUUAGACAUCAGAGAUGUCACACUGGUGAGAGGCCAUUUUCAUGCUCUGACUGUGGGAAAUGUUUUACACGAAAACCCGCUCUUGUUGCACAUCGGAGAAUUCACACCGGUGAGAAACCAUUUCCAUGCUCUGAGUGUGGAAAAUGUUUUAAGAUGAAAUCAGAUCUUAUUAUACAUCAGAAAUGUCACAACAGUGAGAAACCAUUUCUAUGUUUUGAGUGUGGGAAAUGUUUUAAACUGAAAUCAAGACUUGUUGCACAUGAGAGAAGUCACACAGGUGAGAAACCAUUUAUAUGUCCUGAUUGUGGGAAAUGUUUUACACUGAAAUCAGAUCUUGAUACACAUCAGAGAAGUCAUACAGGUGAGAAACCAUUUAUAUGUCCUGAUUGUGGGAAAUGUUUUACACUGAAAUCAAGUCUUGUUACACAUCAAAAAAAUCACACUGGUGAGAAACCAUUUGCAUGUCCUGAUUGUGGGAAAUGUUUUACACUGAAAUCAGGUCUUGUUGCACAUCAGAGAAGUCACACUGGUGAGAAACCAUUUCUGUGUCUUGAGUGUGGGAAAUGUUUUGCAAGGAAAGCACGUCUUGUUAGACAUCAGAAAAGUCACACAGGUGAGAGGCCAUUUUCAUGCUUUGACUGUGGGAAAUGUUUUACACGAAGUUCAGGUCUUGUUACACAUCAGAAAAUUCACACUGGUGAGAAACCAUUUCCAUGCUCUGAGUGUGGAAAAUGUUUUAAGCAGAAAGCAGAACUUGUUAGGCAUCAGAGAAAUCACACAGGAGAGAGGCCAUUUAUGUGUAACGAGUGUGGGAAAAGUUAUACUAUGAAAUCACAUCUUAUUAGACAUGAGGGACUUCAUACCAGUGCGAAACCAUUUCCAUGUUCUGAGAGUGAAAAAUGGUAUUCACCUUAUUCGCCACCAGAGAACUCACACAGGUGAGAAACCAUUUUCAUGUUCUUUGUGUGGGAAAUGUUUUACACGGAAAUCAGAUCUUGUUAUACAUUAGAGAAAUCACACAGCUGAAAAAUAAUUUCCCUAAAGCUGAUAGACAUGACUGAGAUACAGUAAUAUUAAAACAAAUGAACAAGAUAAAUAUCAGAAAAAGUAUUUCACCGCCUUAAUGAAGGAGAAUGAUUAUUUCUGGAAAGUGGGUUUUUAUAAGAAAAGGCACUUAAUCUGUGAACGCUGGCUACUUACAUGAUUUCUGGUUUCAUUGCAGUUCCAAUUGUUUGGACCCUUGUAACCCAUUCUGACUUCAUAUCUAUUACUGGUAUAGUCCCUGGAGUUUCACUGUUCUAUAUUGCAAAGUUCCAGUAAUAUGCUUUAUGAAUGGGCAAAAAUACAGUUGUUAAGGAACUCCAGCGCUGUGUGUGUGAGACCCCUAGAGCCAGUGAGAGGAUCUUCCGCCAAUAACAGCCGCUCCUCUUCCCAUAGAGCUGUGUGCAAUCACCUGUACUUGAGAUGCCGCCUGGACUUAAGGGGCUCACACAAUAGGCUAGAGACCACAAGGUAAUAACCUGGAGUGUAGCAGCUGGCAAGGCAAGAGUUACUUUUAAGUAGACUAGACAACAAUGGUAACUGCAGACAGACUUUGGCAAAAUAUGCCGACUGAAGACUACUGUACUGGAAAUGUAGAGGAUUAAUACACAGACAAUGGUUACUGGAGUCGUAAGGUGUUCAUUGCAGGUGAAACAGCCAGGUUGAUGGUUAAUUGCUGGAAACAAUCAGGUGCUGGAUGUCUACUGGCAUUUGAAGCAGAGUGCUGACAGCAUGAACCUAGCUGCAGGGAGACUUGCUGGAUGAACUGUGUGACUAGGCCGCAGUUUGCAAUCACAGACGGGAUACCGACACAGUGACUAAGCUACGACUUGAGUACAGGUUUAGACGUACUGAAAAUACUGUAAUUAGCCGCAGACUUGUGACUACAGGCAUGGCUGGGAUGAAUGUACUUUGCUUUUGGCAACCACAGACACACAGGCUGGAUGUGCACAUAACCAGAGCUAGCACAUUCACAGAGACAUGGCAGGAGCCUGGACAGUGGACCAGACACAACACAAUGACCGGUACACAGCAGAAUCCAACAGGGCAUGGGUGCAGGACUGGCAGGGACAGCACACUGAGGACUUAGGCAGGAUACAAGGAUAUGGGAACACAUUGGCAGGGAACCAGGACACAGGUACAGACGAGGACACUGGGAACUGUACAGGGAUUUCAUGACAAGUUCACUAGCGUCAGGAACUAGGGAAUAUCACCGGCAGGCAGGAACUGACUAGAAUCCCUAAUAAAAGGGAGACAGACCAAUCAUAGGAGUCAUCAGGCUGAGGUCAGGUAACACAUUUCCAAACUGAUGAGCUGCUGCUAAAAGCAGACAGCAUCCUAGUUGCUAGGGGACAGCCGGAAUACAAACAGGAAAGAGUCACAACAGUGCAAACCUAAAAAAAAAAAAAAUUCCAGGAAGAAUCAUUCUACCACAUCAAGGCUAUAUAAGACCUUUGCUGAUAUUUAUCUGUGGAGUUGUGGCAGUAAAUUUUUAUUAACUUUUUUGGCGUUUAUUAUCAUUUAGAUUUUUAUAUUUUGACCACCGUUUGCCGAUUUAGAGAUACAGUAAUACCUUAUAGAGGGCAAUUCAAAUAUUAAGUCAUACAGUAUAUUAAGUUAGAUUAGGCCUUAUUCUUGGCAAUAAUAAGACUACAUUGUUCUAUAGCAUUCUAAUAAAUAUUCUCGACAAUGGGCUUCAGAUAUAAUGAGAAACUGGGACACUAUUACAUUGUUUGGUCAUACUUUCUAAUCAGCCCUUUAAGUGUUAAGGAAGAGUGGGACUUGUCCUCAACAUAUAUAUCAAAAGUGUUGAUGACAAGACCCAAUCCUCAGCACUGUAGGAGAUUAAAGAGGGGAUGAAAUUUACCUUACUGUUGAUAGUGGCCAAUGGAGGAGGCAGGGCAUGAUGACCUCAUACUGCAGGUCCUAUUGACAUCAUCAGGCCCUACCUAUUAGUCUGGAAAUGGCUGAAUGGCAUUAAAAAUGCCCAAUCUUCCUCAUCCUGGAACCUAAAUAUUCUUGGGUAACUUCUUUAGAAAGAAGGGAGUCAUCUUUUUCAGAUUAUUUGUUUACUUUAGAAGUUGUCAUUUGAUCAGUGUGUUCACCAGUCAGUAAGUUUCUAUGCUGUAGAAAUCAUGAAGUAAAGGGAUGGAGAAGGAUCUCUCCCAUCCUCACUUCAAUAAAUUCAAAGACACACUCGAGAAUCAGUGUGGGCAUUUAAUGUGAUUGUUCUCCCUCAUCCUGGUAUGUGCAUACUCACUUUCAGUAACUAUGCCCACUUAGUACUUAUUGUCUGGUGAUGCCAAUAUCACCCCAUCCUGACAUCAAUAAAUGUUCCUCUCAUUCCAUGUUAGGUUGUCUACUUUUCAAAAUGGUGUUUCUUGUUGGGGUACAUAAUUGUUCUUGCAUAUUCUAUGUAUUUCAUUCAAACUAAUAAAAAUAUGCAUCAUGA
Molecule: messenger RNA, 5513 nt
Organism: Pseudophryne corroboree (corroboree frog)
Lineage: Eukaryota; Metazoa; Chordata; Amphibia; Anura; Myobatrachidae
Product: oocyte zinc finger protein XlCOF6-like
Exons: 6
Coding region: 377-2962 (861 amino acids)
Biological process (GO): regulation of transcription by RNA polymerase II
Cellular component (GO): nucleus
Molecular function (GO): DNA-binding transcription factor activity, RNA polymerase II-specific
Source: RefSeq, a predicted model, not a curated record